Messenger RNA from Amoebophrya sp. A25, 4324 nucleotides. NCBI's taxonomy places the organism in Eukaryota, Dinophyceae, Syndiniales, Amoebophryaceae. The record is from the annotation of a GenBank genome assembly.
AUGCACCAGUCACUGACGUCUUUCGCUUCCGUGGGGCGGGGAUUGGGACGCACUUCCACGUCGUCAUCCUCGCGAUCACGAAGAGUGAUUUGGGCGACGAAAUCUCAAGUACGAAACUAUGGGUUUGGGGAUUUCCACUCGAGUGAAGCUUUACCGGGUGCAUUACCGACGCGCCAGUUCGCGCCGCAGCGGCCACCCUAUGGUCUCUUUCCGGAGCUCGUUUUAUGAAUUUCAUACUGAGGAAUAAAAGACAUCAACAAAGUUAUUAAGAAAAAGAUGAUGUCUAUGUGUUGGCCAAUGGUCACUACUGGCUCAAGAUCCAAUGAAUGAACCGGAUCUCAAUGCCAAACGUCUGCUCUUACUCGUCACCUUGAUCAUGAUCAAUACCGUUCCUUGUCUUGAACUCUUGUUAGUUCUUCGCGUGAUCAUCAUUUGAACUCAAUGAGUUCCAACAUGAAUGAGCCGCAAGAUCUCCCAGAUCUUUAACUGCACUAUGGCCCUUCAUGAUAUCCCAAUGACAUUGAACCCAUUUUGAUACCAUUUCAGGGCCUUAGACACUCAGUGAUCAUUCGGCGCGUCCGUUCUGCUCGUCUUUCUGUUACAUUGCAACGAUAUUGAUGCCAUUUGCUCUCAAGAGCCUCAUAGUGUGCUUGGACGUGUUCGGGUGUUCCAACACUAUGCGCCAUGUCUUUGUACGAUAAAGAACAAGCAGAAGAAGUUAUACUAGCAAUGACAGUUGUGUUGUACUAGAUGCUUGAGCUAGUAGUACGACAAGGGGAGUCAGCACGUUCUUUGACAACGAAUACACAACAAGGUAGUAUUACACAUUGCUUUAUAGCUUUUAUCAUUCCAGUUCUGGACCUCCUAUGAGUGUGAAUAUCAUCUAGACUGACGCAAUUUUUCAUCUAACAGAGUAUACAGUGCACCACUUGUGAUACAAGAUUGAACAUGCGGCUUCUGCUGUAGGAGAGAUCAGACUACAAAAGGAGCACUCACUUCAUGACAUGCAGUCAUUGUUUUACCUAGUUGUUUGCUUUUCCUUUCAUAAGUUCUUGAGCCGUGGUCGUAUUAGUUUGUUUUUGCUUUCAUUUUGAUCGGGCACAUCCUUCACUGCUCCACGCGCGCACAACCAGUACACAUGGAUGUACCGGAUUCGACCUAGUGUGGUGCACGACCCAGGCAAGGACCUCACUGCAACAGACGUGGCAAAUCGUCGAUGGACUGUAAAACCUGCUGUUAGCCCUGUCCCACCACUGCAGUUCAGAUUUCCUAGAGUCGAAGUACUAUUCAUUGAAACUUUUGCUGACGUCUAGUUAGUUCUCUCUGCUCGAGUCAUGUGAUCAGAGAGGUCUUUGUCUGAUAAGAUUGCCAAUUACGAAAUAGAUACCUGAGACUUUAUGAGCCAACACAAAAACAAAAAAUACUUUUUAUCUUCACGAAAACAUCUGAAGGUUGACCCGACAUUAGGAUUGAAAGACCCUGUAGACUUUGUAGAUGGGCAGACUACGAUAGCAGUGAACGGAUGUGCGGAUAUGCAGACUGGAGCUGCUGCGGGAGUGUAUACCUGCUCCAAGUCAAUGAACAUUAAGGGUUGGUAAAUGACAGCUUUGAAUGAAAGUGUAUCUUCAUUAUGGUAAAAGUUGGUGAGACCACCUUCGCUUCCAAAGGGAUGAGAGCCACAACUACAUGAAUAUGCGAGACAAUUAGGAAGUAGCUAGUUUACUAGUCGCGCCCUCACGAAGCGUAGUCUCUACGGCUAUCUGGAAAGAUAGCAACAGGAUUAGAGCUAGAACUAAGUGAAAAUUACUCAUGCAAGAGGACAACUAGAAGGAGGUUGAAACUAUGUUUGUGGUUGUAGAUGUCGUUUGUAAACUACUCUAAGAACUAGCGCGUCCUGAGAAAUCACGAUGCAGACAUGCUCAUCAUUCCGCAGGAAGGGGCUCUCAUAAUAAAAACAGAGCUGGGUGAAUUAGAAGUGAAGCCACAGGUACUAGUGACUUGUUCGCACAGGAGAUCUUGUUGUACAGCGAUGUAGUGUCAACUGCUAGAAAAGUAUACAUAGUAUCAGAUUGAGUUGUAUGCUCAUGUUCCUCCUCGAUGCAGAUGAUGAUGAGAUGUCCUCUUCCAGCUGUGGACCGCGAUUAAAUAUAACGAUGACUAGAUUGAAAUUAUGGUGUCUUGGACUUGCAAAAGGAAGAAAAAAUAAUUUCAGAAGAGUUUUUUCACCUUCUUCAUUCUCCGUACCAACAGAAAUUUUGCCUGAUACCUCGCGGACUGUCUGUCCAAGUACGACUAAAGUCAGAGGGCAAUACUUGUCGCGGAUACGUGCUCGAAAAUUUUGGCUCUCCUUUCGUAUUACCGGAGCUAGGUCCCAUUGGGAUUUCGUCGGGGCUUGCACAUCCGAAAUACUUCACGCCACCAGUGGCCCAAUUCGAGGAUGUAGAGGAGAAAACAGAGUACAUUGUCAAAUUCCAGGACAACUUUUUUCGUGGCGAAAGUAACUAUUUAUGAAAAUCAAGAGAAAGAGAUUCGAAUUGGAAAACCCGAUAUAAGAUAUCUAUUAGAAGAUGCUCCAUCUGAACGAGCAUCAAGAUUUUGUAAAAAUGACUAAUAGGCCUGUUUAGAGCCACCGGACGAUGAAAAUAACGCUGUACGUGGAAAAGAAACUAUGCAAUUUAACAUAUUUUAAAAUGAAGCUGAAAUAUUGAUUAGAAAACAGAAGAGGUUUUCAACAACAACCUCUCCUCCUCGUCUUUUUUCAUGUUUUUCGCCUUUCGAUGUGGUAGCGUAUUAUGGGAGCCACGUGCCAGUGGUGUUCGACCUGCGGGAUUUUAUGGCGAUUAACACCGUUUCCCAUGACCAUCCAGACCCGUCGAUUGGUUGUGUCAUGAGUAGCUACACCACUGCGCCGGGUAUCGCGAAUAUCGACUUUGUCGUCUUUCCUCCGCGAUACGUAGUAGCAGAGAACACGUUCCGACCGCCCUGGUUCCACCGAAAUUGGAUGAGUGAAUUCAUGGGGCUCAUACAGGGCAGCUACGACGCGAAAACGGGCUUUGUCCCGGGUGCGACGAGCAUCCACAAUCAGUUUGUGCCUCACGGACCCGACCGAGAUACGGUCGAGACCGGGUACGCGGACGAGAGCCCUGCGGCGAGGGGAGAGCCGGAGCGGUAUAACAAUGCGCUUGCUUUCAUGUGGGAAUCGAACCGUAUUUGGCGGCCGACGGAAUUCGCCAUGCAAAUCCGGGAUCUAGACUACCGACUUUGCUGGGCAGGAAUAAAGAAAAGGUUCGACGCUUAUAACGAGCCACCGCAUCCUCAGUUGCGCCCAUCUGAGUCUCGCAUAAGCCGCAGUUGGGACGAUUAAAAGCUAUAUACUGUAGAUGUGAUGUAUUUUUGACAAGUCAUGACAGGCCGUCCUAAACAAUUAUGACUGCUGACGGUAGGUUGCAACUGCGCUGCAGAAUUUCCCGAGACGGAGGAGCUGAAUAAUAACUUCGACGCUGCUUAUCAAUCAUGUCUUCAUGUUCAUGGGCCCUGGCGCAUCUUCCUUCAGAUGUUUUUCCUUCGUGUGAAAUAGAAUGCUCAAUUUGAUACAAACGUGGCAAGUGCAGCUGUGGUCCGUGGCGCAAGCAAUGUGCUUACACGUUCCGUCAUUCAUACGGCUGCACAGCAUAGUUAUAAUUGUAGUUACACUCAUGUCGUCUUAGAAAUUACAGAAGAAGUUGUAUAAGAGGUGACUGCCGUCAACAUAUCCCCGCACUUACAUUCUUUCGCUGCACAUCAACCCCAGAGAUGUAUACGGCGAUGCUUGAGUAGUUGAGUGUAUUGAAAGGUACAUCGAUUAUUGUAGCGAAAUCUCAGUCAGUUGUAAUUGGAUGCAAGACAUACACUAUCCUGAUUUUCUCAGCAUCGCGUAUUUAGAGCAGAAGGCGCUCCUGCGUCCUGAUGAGUAAGAAUAUGAAGAUAUUAGGACGGUUUUUUAGCGGUUUUGCAGCUUUUGUAGGAGUUUGCAUCUGAUGGAUUGCAGGAUUGUAUAGGUGUGCAAAGCGGACACAGGUUUCUGUAUCUGAAUUUUGAAGUAACUUCGUAGUUGUUUUUUUGACCUACUAGGCAUUUUGAGUUUAUGCUUUUUCUCACAACUUUGCUCGAUCAAUUGCGCAUUGCCCUCUGGCUCUUCCUCUCAAAAAUCGAAAUGACGGGAGCCCUACGCAUUGAUUUUUCUACGCCAAAACUUCAUAGAAAGGUCCCUUCAGAAACAUUUUUUAGGAUGUUUGAAGAUAAGCUUGGGUCUCACUCCCACUCCUCAAUUUCGGAGCACCUUCAU